AGUUGCAAUUCACUCUCGCUUGCUUCCUUUAGAAACUCAAUCAAGCCAUGAUUUAGAGAGAGAAAAUGUACUAUAUUUUGAAUGAGGGGAGAGAGAGAGAGAAGGAGUAGGUCUAGGAAUAAAAUGAGGAGUGUGGAGCGAGGAUUUGGGCGAGAAAAUAUAUAAUUCAUUGUAACUCUAGAUUUGCAAAACCUUUUAAAGUUCUUGAAAAUCUUGGCAAAUAAAAUUACAACCAAAAACUCUUUUAAUUUCCUUUUUUUUUUUGUUUGGAUUUUCUCUCAUAAUCAUAUGAUCUGUCUCUCAGACAAAACAAGCAAAUUUGGUUUAAGAAAAAUCCGAAACCACUUCCAGAUACUCUCUCUCUGUGUUUAUACUCUGAAUUUCACUCUCUCUGUGUCUCUGCUGCUUUUAUUGAUUUCCAUGAUUUUUUAAGCUUAAAAGACUCAUGGGUUUUGCUAAUUUUUCUCUUAAGAUACCGAUCUUGACUUUCUACAAUGAGAGAUUUGGGUAAUCUUUUUUAAUUCUUUAGAUUUUCUUCCCCAUAUAUACUCAGAUUUUGAUUUCGAAUUAUGGGUUUUGUGAAUUUCAACAUUUGGGUGGUCUCUAUAUAAUAUCUUUGUACCUGGGUUUGCUCCAGAUUCCUUGAAAAAUGUUCCUCUUCUGUAACAGAAAAUUUUGGGAGAAAACCAUAGUCAAAAUCUCACCUAGAAUUUAAGAUUUUUGCGUGGAGUUUCUCUCUAAAUCGCUUCCAUUCAUAUGGGUUUGUUUCAGAAUUCCUUGAAAUCCUUGAUUUUGUAUGUUUAAUUAGAUGGAAGAUAACAGGAAUGGCACAAGAAGACCAAACCCCAAAGUGUAGCAGUAGUAACAGCGGCGGCGGCGGUGGUGGCGGCGGCGGCGGCAGUGGUGGUGGUGGUAGAUCAUCCAAAAAGCAGAAGCAGAAGAAAGUGCCACAAAGAGGACUUGGUGUGGCACAACUGGAGAAGAUCAGACUAGAAGAACAACAAAAGAAAGAUGCCGCCUCUGUAGUCUUUACAGCACCACCACCACCACCACCACCACCACCACAACCUCCUAUACCACCAAAACCUUCAUAUACAACUUUAGUGCCAAUCUUGAAUUACAAUCCCUCAAAUCAAUCUACCACUUCAGUCCCUUAUUCGACCGAUCUUUUAUCGCAGAAUUCCAUAUUUAGGCUGCCUCAAUCUGUAGAGAUUCCAAGUCCAAACACCGUUCCAUUGGUUCCAGGGUUUGUCAAUGGUUCUAAGGCCUGGAAUUCUCGAGAUUAUUAUGAUCUUGAUAAAGAGACUUCUUCUGGGGUUGAUCCGGGUUUGGCAUUUCGGACGACUUCAAAUUUGCCUUAUGAAUCAAGCCCCAUUUGGCCUCUCCCUAGUACGAUCCAAAGAGCACAACAAUACCUACAACCUCCUUCAAUGCAGGUGAAUUCAUCAUCAUCUGUAGUUAAUUUCCAGAUAGAGCCCCCUUCAAACCAAAUUUACUAUGGCAAAUACACACCAGUACCAGCUAUGUGGCCUGAGGAAGAGAAGAUGGUUGGCAUGAAGAGACCAUAUCCAUUCUCCAUGGACAAUCCUCCAGGCCCUCACUCUUUCCCCCACAAAUCCCCCGCUAUUGUUCACUCAAUCAGCAGCAAAUCGGAUGAAUCGAGCAACAGUGGCACCUUUUGUUUCGAACCCGGAAACCAGAGUUUCAGGGAAGGUGGUCCUCCAUGUUCUGCUGCUGCAUCCUCUGAGCCCGAUCCGAAGAAAUGUAACAAAGGAAAUGGUGUUUUUAAUGGUGAUUUUCUCUCAUUAGCCCCUCCUACAACUACUUCAGCAUGUCCUACUUCAAACUUCAUCUACCCUUCAGCCUAUUUAGCAUCACAAAACCAUGAGUUGCCUGAUUUUGGAUUACUGCCUUAUCAAGGAAAUGUGGAUGAUCCACUGCUGCAGCCGAGACCUGGCCGUUCGAAUCAACAACAACAACAGCCUUACUAUAGCUUCUUUCCGCCGGCAACGGCGCAGAAUGGCCAAGAAACAAGCACCAUUAAUGGUGAUAGUGAAGUGGGAGGAAGUGUUGAUCUCAAUUUGAAGUUGUGAAAAAAUUACCCACAAAUUUCAUUCAAGUUUUAUUGCUUCUCACUUUGUGAGAUCAUAAUAGAAUUUGGGAUUAUUUUAGUUGACAUUAAAUUUUCCGUAAACCCCCCUUCAAUACUACAUUUUUAUAUAUGUUGUGUAUUAUAUCGGAUAUGAGCAGUUCUCAUGUAAGUACACUCGUAAAUUUUAAAAUU
Molecule: messenger RNA, 2284 nt
Organism: Tripterygium wilfordii
Lineage: Eukaryota; Viridiplantae; Streptophyta; Magnoliopsida; Celastrales; Celastraceae
Product: WAS/WASL-interacting protein family member 1-like
Exons: 5
Coding region: 825-2093 (422 amino acids)
Molecular function (GO): DNA-binding transcription factor activity
Source: RefSeq, a predicted model, not a curated record